This is a messenger RNA of Aedes albopictus (Asian tiger mosquito), 579 nucleotides long. RefSeq lists its product as uncharacterized. The transcript has a single exon. The annotation marks the transcript as partial. NCBI's taxonomy places the organism in Eukaryota, Metazoa, Arthropoda, Insecta, Diptera, Culicidae. The record is from RefSeq and is a predicted model, not a curated record.
AAUAAUAAUAAUAAUAAUAAUAAUAAUAAUAAUAAUAAUAAUAAUAAUAAUAAUAAUAAUAAUAAUAAUAAUAAUAAUAAUAAUAAUAAUAAUAAUAAUAAUAAUAAUAAUAAUAAUAAUAAUAAUAAUAAUAAUAAUAAUAAUAAUAAUAAUAAUAAUAAUAAUAAUAAUAAUAAUAAUAAUAAUAAUAAUAAUAAUAAUAAUAAUAAUAAUAAUAAUAAUAAUAAUAAUAAUAAUAAUAAUAAUAAUAAUAAUAAUAAUAAUAAUAAUAAUAAUAAUAAUAAUAAUAAUAAUAAUAAUAAUAAUAAUAAUAAUAAUAAUAAUAAUAAUAAUAAUAAUAAUAAUAAUAAUAAUAAUAAUAAUAAUAAUAAUAAUAAUAAUAAUAAUAAUAAUAAUAAUAAUAAUAAUAAUAAUAAUAAUAAUAAUAAUAAUAAUAAUAAUAAUUAUAAUAAUAAUAAUAAUAAUAAUAAUAAUAAUAAUAAUAAUAAUAAUAAUAAUAACAAUAAUAAUAAUAAUAAUAAUAAUAAUAAUAAUAAUAAUAAUAAUAAUAAUAAUAAUAAUAAUAAUAAUAAUAAUAAU